Cloeon dipterum is the source of this 595-nucleotide messenger RNA. RefSeq names its product Threonyl-carbamoyl synthesis 6 (gene Tcs6). Gene Ontology annotation, cellular component: EKC/KEOPS complex. The transcript is spliced from 4 exons. The record is from RefSeq and is a predicted model, not a curated record. NCBI's taxonomy places the organism in Eukaryota, Metazoa, Arthropoda, Insecta, Ephemeroptera, Baetidae. Bases 179 to 451 code for a protein of 90 amino acids.
CAUUGGAGCUCUCGUUACUCUUUGGCUCUUUUGAUAUGUAAAUAAAUAUAAAACAAUAAUACAUAUCACUCUUUUCGGUUUGCAAAUUAUUCUAUCUACUAGAAGUUUAAAGUAAGGUUUAGCAGGUUUCACGUCUUCUGCAAUCGAUUGGACCGAAUUUUUGACUUCUUUUGGUUCAAUGACUUCGUCCCUGGUGUUGACUGUCCCAUUCGCUUCUAAGCGUGAAGCUGAAAUUGUUUAUGAUGUCCUCAGAGUGGAUGAAGAGCCUAAACGUGGAGGCACAAAGAAAACGCUGAAGCUAAUCGAUUCAACAAUUGAAGUUUCCUUUGAAGCCCCUGAAGUGAGGCAUUUGAGGGUGGCAUCCAACUCAUUUUUUGAACACCUCAUUCUCGUCCAAGAGACCAUCAAAGCAUUCGGACCACCAAAGACGGAGAAAUAUGAGCACUGGUAGCCGCAAAGAACAGCAGGUGCACACACCCGCACCAACACCCAGCAGAGCAAUCCAGGGCUUGGUGCUGUAUCUAGGCUGUAGGGGUGCAUUUAUAUUCUACCUGAUAUGGGUUUUGAUUCCCGCACCAUGGCUCAAACAAGCAGG